This is a messenger RNA of Brassica oleracea var. oleracea, 387 nucleotides long. RefSeq lists its product as uncharacterized. Gene Ontology annotation, molecular function: nucleic acid binding; RNA-DNA hybrid ribonuclease activity. Bases 1 to 387 code for a protein of 128 amino acids. The record is from RefSeq and is a predicted model, not a curated record. NCBI's taxonomy places the organism in Eukaryota, Viridiplantae, Streptophyta, Magnoliopsida, Brassicales, Brassicaceae. The transcript has 2 exons.
AUGUCACAUGAGAUCAUCGCUAAGACAAUCACAGCUAUCAAGGAAUGGGAAGCAGCUCAGCAGAAGAAACCACCGCCAAGUACAUCUCUAUGUCGCCCUCCUCUGAUUUGCGACUGCCCCGACUCGACUGUCCUCUUCUACACCGACGAUGCGUGGAAAUCAGACACAAAGAACGCCGGACUUGCGUGGAUCUUCACUGAUCUAGCGACCCAGGAGAUCAAUCGGAACUCGGCGACACAAGACUCUGUCUCCUCCGCACUGAUGGCAGAAGCCCUAGCUAUACGAGGUGCUCUCUUACAUGCAACCUCCCUCCACUACACCAAUAUCUGGAUCCGUUCAGACUCCAAGUGCUUAUCCAAGCAACCAACUCGAGAAGACAAUCGGUAG